Molecule: messenger RNA, 1128 nt
Organism: Laccaria bicolor S238N-H82
Lineage: Eukaryota; Fungi; Basidiomycota; Agaricomycetes; Agaricales; Hydnangiaceae
Product: mitochondrial NAD-dependent isocitrate dehydrogenase subunit 2 precursor
Exons: 14
Coding region: 1-1128 (375 amino acids)
Biological process (GO): tricarboxylic acid cycle; isocitrate metabolic process
Cellular component (GO): mitochondrion
Molecular function (GO): isocitrate dehydrogenase (NAD+) activity; magnesium ion binding; NAD binding
Source: RefSeq, a predicted model, not a curated record
AUGUUCGUGUCGCGUUCCUUUCCUGUUGCGCAGGGCGCACUCAAGCGUACAUACCCGAUUAGACGCUACGCUUCAGGCCCGCCAACAGCUGCGUUUGCAGGACAGAAGGAGAGCAAUGGAAAAUACACUGUCACUCUUAUUCCUGGGGAUGGAAUUGGCCCUGAGAUAAGCCAGUCAAUCAAAGACAUUUAUACCGCGGCAAAUGUACCAAUCCAGUGGGAGGAAGUCAGUGUCACCCCCAUUCUCAAAGGGGGGAAAACUGUUAUCCCGGACAGCGCAAUCCACUCUGUUAAGAAGAAUACUGUUGCGCUGAAAGGGCCUCUCGCAACGCCGAUCGGUAAAGGCCACGUAUCACUGAACUUGACUCUCAGACGGACAUUCAAUUUGUUUGCCAACGUCCGUCCUUGCGUGUCCAUCAAAGGCUUCAAGACACCAUACGACGAUGUCAACACAGUCUUAAUUCGUGAAAAUACGGAAGGCGAGUACUCCGGAAUUGAACAUGAAGUGAUUGACGGCGUCGUACAAUCCAUCAAGCUCAUCACUUGGGACGCCUCUGAGCGAGUUGCCCGGUAUGCGUUCCAUUACGCACAAUCAAGUGGCAGGAAGCGUGUGACCGCCGUUCAUAAAGCUAACAUAAUGAAAAUGUCAGAUGGUAUGUUCUUGUCGGCGUGUAGGGAAGUUGCGAAAGAAUUCCCCGAUGUUGCAUAUGACGAGGAUCUUCUUGACCGAGUUUGUCUUCAAGUUGUUACAAACCCAAAACCAUACUCAGACCGCGUGAUGGUAAUGCCCAACUUGUACGGCGAUAUACUGUCCGAUAUGUGCGCCGGGUUAAUUGGCGGUCUUGGCCUGACGCCCUCUGGCAAUAUCGGUCGAGACGCCUCAAUCUUUGAAGCUGUGCAUGGUUCAGCUCCGGACAUAGCAGGGAAAGGAUUAGCAAAUCCAACCGCUCUUCUAUUGUCGUCUCUGAUGAUGCUCAGGCAUAUGAAUCUAUAUGAUCAUGCGGAGAAAAUUGAGAGGGCCGCCUUAUCCACAAUUGCCGAGGGCACGACCAUUACAGGGGACCUGGGCGGUAAAGCAACAACGAAAGAGUACACCAACGCCAUCAUCCAAAAACUGGGAAGGUCCUAA